GGUUCCUGGGGACUUGGACACAACUGUGUGCCCAUUCUUCCCUUUAGAUCUGCCUCAGGAGGGACCGACACACUGCAUAGGUAGCGCAGUGUUGCUGAGUGAGCUGGGGGCAAAGCUGGGAUCAGGCACACUAAGUGCCCUUCUCGAGGAAUGUGUGCUCAUGGGAGCUUAGAAGACCCCAAAAGUGUAAGCCAUCACAAGUUAAUUCAUGCUGCUUCAGAGAGGGUGCUGAGUGACACUAAAACAGUCUCGGAAGAGAGCAUCCAGGACAGAGAUGUCCUGUUAUUGAUAAAAAAGCGUGCUCCGGAGCCACUUCCUAAGAUGGCUGAGGUCUCAGCAGAAGAAAAGAAAAAACAAGACCAGAAAGCUCCAGAUAGAGAUGCUAUCUUCCGAGCAACAGCCAACCUGCCCUCCUACAACAUGGACCGGGCCGUGGUCCAGACCAACAUGAGAGAUUUCCAGACAGAACUCCGAAAGAUAUUGGUGUCUCUCAUCAAGGUGGCGCAGAAGUUGUUAGCACUGAACCCAGAUGCAGUGGAAUUGUUUAAGAAGGCGAACGCUAUGCUGGAUGAGGACGAGGAAGAGCGUGUAGAUGAGGCUGCUCUGCGGCAGCUCACGGAGAUGGGCUUUCCUGAGACAAGAGCCACCAAGGCCCUGCGGCUGAGCCACAUGUCAGUGCCCCAAGCCAUGGAGUGGCUGAUUGAGCACGCCGAAGACCCCACCAUAGAUGCACCCCUGCCUGGCCAGGCCUCUCCCCCAGCUGAGGGGGCCACAGCAGGUGCCUCUGAGGCUCCUGCUGGAACCAGCGCAGACGACGAGGAGGCCAGGGAUGAAUUAACGGAGAUCUUCAAGAAGAUUCGGAGGAAAAGGGAAUUUCGGGCUGAUGCUCGGGCUGUGGCUUCCCUAAUGGAGAUGGGAUUUGACGAGAAGGAAGUACUGGACGCCCUCCGUGUGAACAACAACCAGCAGAACGCAGCUUGCGAGUGGCUGCUGGGGGACCGGAAGCCCUCGCCUGAGGAGCUGGACAAGGGCAUUGACCCCGACAGCCCUCUCUUCCAGGCCAUCCUGGAUAACCCCGUGGUGCAGCUGGGUCUGACCAACCCUAAAACACUCCUAGCAUUCGAGGACAUGCUGGAGAACCCACUGAACAGCACCCAGUGGAUGAAUGAUCCAGAAACGGGGCCGGUCAUGCUACAGAUCUCUAGGAUCUUCCAGACACUGAACCGCACAUAGGCAGUGCUGUCCCCUCGGCUGUCCAGCUGCUGCAGCCUCCUCAGGAGCAGCGGGAGAUGGGGAGAGGGUGCCUCGCCCGGAGACCACCCCCAGCGCCCGGCUGGGCUGUAGGAGGAGCCAGCGCUACCCUUGCUCCCUGCCCUCGCUGCUUACAGCCUUCUGCGCUGUAUUGCGUGAGGCCGCGCUUCGAGCAUGUGACAGGCUUUUACAGAGGUGGCUUCAGGCUGGGAAGCAGAAGGGCAGCCUCCUCUGCGGAGCUCCCCUCCGGCUGGCACAGUACUGCCUGAAUUGACCCUUUGGCGUUUGCGUGUGGAGCCCACGUGUUUGAAGAAAGGCACGUUUCAGUGCAAAGUGUCAGUGUCAAACUUACCACUUCAGCUGCAGUAAUUCACAGAUGACUUUUCUUUAAUAAAUAAAAUCCCCUUUUCCUA
Messenger RNA from Otolemur garnettii (small-eared galago), 1664 nucleotides. It is a transcript of the gene UBAC1, whose product is annotated as UBA domain containing 1. The record is from RefSeq and is a predicted model, not a curated record. The coding region runs from base 151 to 1233 and encodes 360 amino acids. Gene Ontology annotation, molecular function: protein binding. The transcript has 10 exons. NCBI's taxonomy places the organism in Eukaryota, Metazoa, Chordata, Mammalia, Primates, Galagidae.